Oncorhynchus masou masou (cherry salmon) is the source of this 2220-nucleotide messenger RNA. RefSeq names its product D-aminoacyl-tRNA deacylase 1-like. Lineage: Eukaryota; Metazoa; Chordata; Actinopteri; Salmoniformes; Salmonidae. Gene Ontology annotation, biological process: tRNA metabolic process. Gene Ontology annotation, cellular component: cytoplasm. The record is from RefSeq and is a predicted model, not a curated record. Gene Ontology annotation, molecular function: D-tyrosyl-tRNA(Tyr) deacylase activity. The transcript has 6 exons. Bases 55 to 558 code for a protein of 167 amino acids.
CGUCUGUGCACCACUUCAAUCUGAUUCAUUCUAGCGAGCGAGCGAAUCAAAACAAUGAAGGCAAUCAUUCAAAGAGUGACAACAGCGAGCGUGUCAGUGGGAGAGGUGCCCAUCAGCUCAAUAGGCAGAGGACUGUGUGUGUUGCUGGGUAUAUCCAUGGAGUACACACAGACGGAUGUGGACUACAUGGUUCGCAAGAUCCUCAACCUGCGUCUCUUUGACGAUGAGAACGGCCGGGCGUGGAGCAAAAGCGUCAUGGACAGGGAAUAUGCAGUCUAUAACUAUAUUACGAGCUACGGGCAGUUUGGGGCCUACAUGCAGGUUCACAUCCAGAAUGACGGACCAGUCACCAUCGAACUGGUGUCUCCUUCUGCUCCCAUGGACCCCAAACAGCUCGCUAAACAGGAGAAACAGCAGCAGAGGAAAGAGAAGCAGCGCUCUAAAGGACCCUCGGAGUCAGGCAGGGAGAGGGCCGCCCCGCGCCCCAGAGCCCAGGACCCUAACGCCAGCAGUGGAGCAGACGGAGACGUGUCGUCAGAGAGGGAGACAUACAAAUAAAGAACCCAUAAAGUUGUCAUCUGUUUGAGGGUUGAUGUCGAGUCAAAGUAGUGGUAUCUAGUGCUGUAUGCAUCUGCUACGAAACGCUUGACGUCACUGGCCCUUUACCACAGCUUCUGGAUUUCAUCUCUGUAUUUAUUGCACACAUACAGUACAUGGAUGAAAUAGAUCCACUUCAAUCCACAUUGGUGUAUGUUGUACUGCACAUGGUCCUUGGUCGCUCCAUGUUAUUGUUGACAUUGUAGUGAAAUCCAGGAGGAGGCUGUUUCUUAUACAAGUGUUCAGAUCUCCGGAUUAGAGGGCUCUGCUCUUAUUCAUCCCUAGCGUUUGUUUACUAAAAACAGAGAAGUGGAGUCACUGCGUUAGUCAGCCCGCCCCUGCUUGCUCGCACGAGGGAGCCUGUGUUGUGGUGUGUUCGCGACUACGCCUUACCCCGUGUUGGGGUCAAAUACGCAGUGACCCGUGGUGGAGUUGGUGUGGCUUCGGAGCGAACACACCACCACACGACGUCACUACUGGGUGACGCGUCCUCUCUUUCAUAACCAUGCACAUACACUUACACACACACAUUAUACACACACGGUACAUACAAUAUAUGUCAUUUAGAGACACAACACACACACACUGUGCUCCCCUCACUUUACGAGACAAAAAGAGAGAAGGAAGCUGGAGAGAGGGGGGCAGGCUGCGUAAAUAUGCCGCAAAACAUCAGCAAGGCCUCCCCGAGAUGGUUGCAUAAGGCCACUUUGUCUGACAGCGAGCGAAAGACGAGGGAGGGGGGAGGGAGAGAUUGAGCAUUGUUUUCAUUUUUUCACUUUCGGGGGGGAACGCAAAGGCAUCAGUUCUCUGUGUGAUAAGCAAGCUCAGACUUGAACUUGAACGUAGAGAAAUGCUCACUCUCCUCCUCAUCUCUUCCUCUCCUUUCCUCUCCUCUCUCUCGCUUCUUCAGUUCCGUCGCUUCAUUUUUUUAAAGGGGAACUUUGUCUCCCUGAGGUUUGCUUACUAUGACUUAAAAAUGAGCAGUGUGCACCACUGUGUGUGUCUCAGAAUGAUUAGAGUCAGUUUGUGACAAGUCUUCAUCCUAUCUUCCCUUACUUCCUUCCUGCAAUGUUCUAUUUAAAUGAAAUGUUCUUGUGGUUCUGUUACUGCAAGACUCCUCAAGCUCUCAAUACUACAACUACUGCUCUUACAACAGCCACCACUCCUACUAAUGCUACUGUGUCCAGUGCUGCUGUGUCUAAUGAUUUACAAUAUUGAUGAUGGGAGGAGCCGGAGGAGCCCAGUCUGCCAAAAUGGACUUCAUCUGCAGAGACUGUGAGACGUGACUCUGGACUGUCCUCCUGGAAGAACGUAUGGGCCUCUUCCUCUCCAUCUUUCUCUACAACAUUGGCUGAUUCUGCCUUGUACCCUCUCUGCCACUGUCUUCCUCUACUCAAAGACAUGGAACCUUACACCCAAAACCCAAAGGCACAUAUGACAGAGAGGGCUAGUGGCAUCACAAAAUGGAGAUGCAGGACAUUCUCUCAACUUACUUUUGGAGUUAUUGUCUUAAUCCAGACAACACAUUUAAUAUUUAUGAAUGUUGUGAACAUGAUAUGCUAUACUGCUGUUUAGUGGAUUUGAAAGUAAAUGUUGUAAUUUUAUAAAAGAAGACAUGCUGUG